AAUGACAAUCAACAAGUCAGGGGCUAAUCAAAGUCGCGUAUCCUCCAUGUAAGACGCGUCUCUACCAUUUCCUCCGUUUCCUUCAAUUUUGAUUAGAGUUUCCCGCUCAAUUCUGCCUGAAACACCAGUACCAAAGACUUCUAUCCCAGGAAAGAACACAGCCAGCCAAUCCUAGCCAUGCCACCCAAACGCUCUAGCCCCGGCGCUGCAGAUGAGGACGGCCCGAGCAAGAAGGUCGCAUCCGAUGCAGCCAAGGCCAGCCAGGCAAAAAGUAAGCGCUGGGCGGCCGUGUCCGGGUCCCGCAACGCCGAUGACGGGUACAAGCAGGCGAUUAAGGACCCGGCCGUCGCCUACGCCUACAUCUGCCUUUGCAGUCCUCCGUGGGGUGAUGACGAUGACGAGGACGACGACGAGGAUGAGGAAGAGGAAGAGGGCGACGACGAGGAUGAGGAAGAGGACGACGAGGACGACGAGGACGGCAGCGCCAAGCCUCGCGUCAAAUGCAACGGCGGGAAGUCCUGCCUGUGCAGCAAGCCCGCCGCGGAGAACCCGGACCAUGCCUUGAUCCUAUCGUUGGCGGGAUCCCGCAAGCAUCUAACCCUGCACGACCUUGCGAACCUGCGGUGCCCGGACUUGUUCGACAUGUACACCUUCAACGACCACCACGGGUACGGCGUGCUGGAGGUAGUGCAGAACCUGUUCCUCGACUUUUUCGAGGCCGAGUCGGACUGGCGCGAGCAGUGGGCCGUGUGCGAGGCCAUGGUUUUCUUCCUGCUCACCCGUGCCGCAGACCCGAUGAUGAUGAUCGAGGGUGACACCGUUGAUGGCACGGUCCGUCUCGUCGGCCGUACCUUCCUAUCAAUGCUUGCCCGGCUCGAGCGCCAGAAAAUGCUCAAGGAAGACUCCGAGGUCAAGAACCUCGGCCUCAUAAUGGCUCUAUAUAUCAAGCUCGCCAGCGAUGUGCGCGAGUUCAGCGUCCUAGAGGACGAGGACGAGGAGACACUCCGCGGCAGGAAGUCGACGAAGGGCGGCAGGGCGGCGUUCCGGUUCGUACCCGACCGGUUCAACGACUACAUCGUCGCCUACGCGAACAAGUACGCCAUUGCGCUGAAGGGACUCGACGAUAUCGACGAGCUGGCGGCGGACUGCGACGGCACCGUCGGGUUGCCCAUCGCGGCGGAGGGCGUCGACCCCUGGGAUCUGGCCGGGGCUCUGCAGAAGUACAAGCGCAACUACGGCGGCACGCCUCGAUCAGGGAGCGGGAUCGGAGGCGAUAGCCUGGACAUCACGGCCUGGAGCAGUGCCGAGCGCAAGUCCCACAGCUUCAAUGGGAAGGACCCGCUGGGGAAGAAAGAGAUUGAUGCCCUCAAGCAGGGGAUGGUCCUGCAAAUCCGCUAGUUUCGGGACUGCACACUGCCGUGUAAGAUCUAGUUUGUGUCAUCUAAUUGUAAUAACUCGGGAGGGACAUGGAAGGGUUU
Molecule: messenger RNA, 1478 nt
Organism: Phialemonium atrogriseum
Lineage: Eukaryota; Fungi; Ascomycota; Sordariomycetes; Cephalothecales; Cephalothecaceae
Exons: 2
Coding region: 178-1398 (406 amino acids)
Source: RefSeq, a predicted model, not a curated record